Strongylocentrotus purpuratus (purple sea urchin) is the source of this 1519-nucleotide messenger RNA. RefSeq names its product octopamine receptor 1-like. Gene Ontology annotation, cellular component: membrane; dendrite. NCBI's taxonomy places the organism in Eukaryota, Metazoa, Echinodermata, Echinoidea, Camarodonta, Strongylocentrotidae. The coding region runs from base 401 to 1519 and encodes 372 amino acids. Gene Ontology annotation, molecular function: G protein-coupled serotonin receptor activity; neurotransmitter receptor activity. The record is from RefSeq and is a predicted model, not a curated record. Gene Ontology annotation, biological process: chemical synaptic transmission; G protein-coupled receptor signaling pathway, coupled to cyclic nucleotide second messenger. The transcript has a single exon.
AAUAGCCUAAUAGUCCACUCCAAAUUUUAUUAAACCGAAUAACCAUAUUAUCGAUUAUGAGAGGAACCUUGAAGUUGUAUCACGAUAUUGUCAACCGGAUGACGAGAUCAUACGUUUUUUGAAGUGAUCGUUGAGAACAUCAAUCUUGUGAAGAAACCAUCAAGUAUGCGACUAGAUCAUCAAUCAUGAGAGACAGGACAGUCAAGUGUAUGCUAGAACAAUCAAUUGCGUGACUAGAUAAUAAGUGUUGUGACAAAAUAUUUAUAUCAUCAGCUGUGCGUCGAAACUAUCAGUUAUCCAUUGCAAGUCAAAUCAAAUCAAAACAAAUCAUCUAUUCUAUGACGAAAUCAUCGAUUGUGUGACGAGAUCAUCACUUGCGAAACGAGAUCAGCUGUUCGAAAUGGAUGAACCUAUUCACGGAUGCCCAAACAAAUUCAACCAAACUGCGGGGAACAUGACAGACUUGAGAAUAUUCCUUGCCUACACGAUACCCAUGGUCCCUCUGGCAGUGUGUGUCAUUGUUGGUAACUCAAUGGUCAUUGCCGCGGUCUACAGGAAACGAGCUCUACGGACUCCAACCAACCUCAUUCUCACAAGCCUUGCUAUAGCUGAUCUUCUGACGGGCUUGGUAGCUUGUCCCUUGCAAAGCUUUGCUCUCUACGAAAUCUUCACUCCUCAAGCAACCACGUCCAUUGUUUUAACCCUCCCCUACGUCGUGUUCAGCGGAAUAGCCUUUCUCCAUAUUGUAGCUGUGACGGUUGAUCGUCAUAUCGCGAUAACGAGACCACUACGUUACGCGGGCUUGGUGACGCACAAGCGCGUCGGUCUUGGGAUAGUUUUUAUGUGGGUGCUUUGUGUGGUCGGGCUCGCCAUUCGUACUACCGUCUCUGUCGUGAGAAACAGAAGUGAUGGCUGGGCGAUUAUUUGUGAAGCGGAUGAAUUCGAAACACCACUAGCACGAGUCCAGACCUGGUCCAUCCUUGCUUUCAUCUCCGUCCUGACUCCCUUGCUCGUCGUGUUUAAUAUCAGAAUCCUGUACAUUGCCAUGAAGCAGUCCAAAGCCAUUUCUGGCCAGAGAGAUGCCUUAGAGAAUCUUGGACAUCCAGGACUGCAGGAUGGUCGACUGAAGGCAGUCAAGACAACCGCAAUGGUCGUCGGUGUUUUUCUCAUGUGUUGGAUACCAAUCUACGGCUACUUCGUGGUCCAACUGGCUAAUAUCGGUGGUAUCAUCUUUCGAGAUGUCCUCGCAGUGGCUGGUCUUCUGUCAGUCGUCUUGAGUUCCGCUGUAAAUCCGUGCAUUUAUUGCUACAGGGAUCGAGAAUUCAGACGCGCAUUCUUGUGCAAAUCUAUUCGAAGUUCGAAAGACAACAUUUCCAGGCCGCAACACAUCAAUGAAUCGUCAGUGUUUAACUUUAGUAAACGUAGCUCCCGAGCUCUAGGAGCCGUUGCAGAUACCGAUGUAAAUUAUAACUGUCUUGCUCUGGUUCAGACGAAUGCUACUGAUAACUUAAAUGUUUAA